AUGGUGGUGGAUGGUCAGUAUAUAAGUAUACUCAGUGACAAUUAUACUAGGGAUGAUCUGAUAACUGAGAAAAUGGCAACCGCCAGUACAGGUCAAGCUUCGUCGACAAGUGCGGAGCAGAAUCGUUGCUACCUGUUUCGUCUGCAAAUGCUUAUUAUAGACGGAGGACUACUAAUACUAAGAAAUAUUUUUGAUAAGAAACUUCAAAACUCCUCUCUAAGCCUUAGCGUAUUUUUACAACAAAAAAGGUUAAAACUAACCAAUCUAAGAUCAAAAGGAAAAAUAACACAAGUACAAUAUGAUCUACUAUAUCCAUCAGGCGGCAGUGGUUCCUUAACCACCGACCUAGACGUAACGUUAAUCAUGUUUCUGCUUAGGAACUUCAAGUCAUUUGGUCUGAAUAAGAAUUUCCAGUGGAACUCAUAUCCUGCACAAGGUGAUACUUCAAUUGAGGCUGAUAUGUUUCGUCUGACAAUGUACAGGAACGAGCUAAGUCACAUAUCUUCAACAAGAGGAAUUACACCGAAUGUCUUCACAACAAAGUGGACGGAGAUCGAACAGGUUAGGAUGGUAUUAUAUAUUACUAUUAUUUCGCAUUCCUUCAGUUUUGUUCUUUUGAGGUUGAACUCGAAGGCGACUCCCAUACCACAUCUUCAAAAGACAAUUGAUGACUUUAAAGUAAGUCCACUUGAUCAAGAGGCAGAGAGAAGAGUACAGAAGGCCAUAGACAGUUGGCAAAUGUUAGAAAAAGGGGUGGAGGCUGAAUUAAAACUGAUAAAAGAGGACACAAAGGACAUAAAACAUUCUGUGGAAAGUCAGGCAGAGAGAAUUGAUGAAUUAAACAAGAAGACGUCUGAACAUGAAAAACAAAUACAGGAAUUAAAGUUAAAGGAAGAACCUAGAAAAGAUGUUACAGCAGAGACACAAUCAAUGCGACUUUCUCAAUAUGAAGAGUGGACAAAAA
Molecule: messenger RNA, 964 nt
Organism: Ruditapes philippinarum (Manila clam)
Lineage: Eukaryota; Metazoa; Mollusca; Bivalvia; Venerida; Veneridae
Exons: 6
Source: RefSeq, a predicted model, not a curated record